CCACCAACAAAUUCAAAUGGAAGGUUUGUUAUCUUCAGCAUUCGAUCGAUUGAGCUCCUACGAUCCGGCGCAUAUCCACGGCGGCCUCAAACAACUCGACACCCUCCUCGCGAAACUAUGCCUCGGCCCCGGCAAAGAAGGCGCGAUCCCCACCUCUUUUUCAGAUCCCGCGAUCCGGGCAUUCCUCACCCUCCAAGAUUCUUUCCAAUAUAACGCCGCAUCAAUCCUCCUCCAAACAACAAACCACCUCCUCUCCCAACCCCAAAACCCCCAUACCUCCCUCCUCCUCCUCUUCACCCUCUCCACCCUCCAAGGCCUCCUCCUCCUCCAUCCCCCCUCCCGCCAUCUCUUCUCCCGCGAAUCAAGUAUGAACACCCUCCUCGAUCUCCUAGAGCUGGAAGUGUCGCUUGAAGACGGAGGUGGGGAUGUGAGUGAGGGAAGACUGGAGUGUGCGGUUGUGCAGACGUUGGUGUGCGUGAUGGUCGAUGAGUGGGAUAAUGUUAGGUUGUUUGAGAGGUUGGGUGGGUUGGCGACGAUUACGGGACUUUUUCGAAGGGGUACAACACCACACGUUGUCAAACUCAAGAUCUUGGAGUUUCUGUAUUUUUACCUCAUUGAUGAGACGAGUCCCAGACUUCGAUCCGUGGGAGCGGGAUCGGUCGAUAGCGGCAAAUCUGGGGACUUGUGGACGUGUACGGGAAGCCGCCAUGGAAAGGAGGGAGGAAGAUGGGGAGGAGAAGGGUUGGGCGUAAGAAGGACGACAGAGGAGAAAGAAGCGAUGUUGGGGGAGUAUUUGCAGAAUGUGGAUGGGUUGGUGAGGGAUUUGAGGGAGUUGAAGCCGUUUGGGGAUUUGUGAGGUACCGAGCAUGGAGCAAAGAGGUGAGGGGAUAGAGUCAGGUGUACGAUUAGACUGAUUCGGUGGUACAAUGGGUAUGGACAAGGCAUGGCAUGGGAUGGACAGGUAUUGGUAUUGGUAUUGGCGUUAU
This is a messenger RNA of Saitoella complicata NRRL Y-17804, 986 nucleotides long. RefSeq names its product cell division control 14, SIN component. The record is from RefSeq and is a predicted model, not a curated record. The coding region runs from base 17 to 856 and encodes 279 amino acids. The transcript has 3 exons. Lineage: Eukaryota; Fungi; Ascomycota; Saitoellomycetes; Saitoellales; Saitoellaceae.